AUGACUGUCGAUGCCAUAUCUAAGCCAGCCGAGUUAUGGCGGCACCCAAAUCCUACCUCAACCGAAAUGUACAAGUUUCUAGAACACGUAAGGGGUAAAUAUAACGUCGAAAUCAAAGACUAUCCCACCUUACAUAAAUGGUCCGUCGAGAAUAUCUCGGAGUUCUGGGAGGAAGUAUGGCACUUCUGUGGCAUAAAGGCAUCUAGGCCUUACUCAUGUGUUUUACCGGACAAUGCAUACAUGUUCCCCAGGCCGGAUUUCUUCUCCGGUGCACUGUUAAACUUCGCAGAGAACCUCCUGUACCCUGAGAAGGCGGAUAUUGAUGAGUCCUCUACUGCAGUCAUCACGGUUACUGAAGUCGAAGAACAGCUCGUGUCGACGACAUGGGCUGAAUUACGAGAAGCAGUACGGCAGUGCUCUAAUUCGUUGAGGGCUGCUGGCUUGAAACCCAAGGAUGUUGUCGCUGGAUUCGUGUCGAACCACCAUCAGGCUCUCGUAGCGAUGCUAUCUACAGCCUCCAUCGGAGCCGUGUGGACGGGAAUAAGCCCGGAUAACGGAGUAAGUGCCGUCCUGGAUAGGUUAGUCCAGCUUGAACCCAAGGUCUUGUUCGCGGAUAAUGGGUCAGUGUACAACGGCAAGCCGUGGUCUGGUACGGACAAGAUAUCACAAGUAGUCGACGAACUCACGUCCAGGGGUUUAGAACUUGUCAUCGUUAUAAAUAACGUCCAAGACUUCAGCCUAGAUUUGGAAGGGCUGGGCUCGAAGGGGGUAAUGGCCAGAGAAUAUGAAAGCUUUUUGAAGAGCGGCGGUGAUGAUCCCCUAAAAUUCGAACAACUCCCACCGUCACAUCCCCUCUAUGUCUUAUUUUCUAGUGGUACUACGGGUUUGCCAAAGGCCAUAGUCCACUCGGCAUUGGGCACGCUGAUUCAACAUAAGAAAGAGCUAUAUCUUCAUUCCUCGCUGAAUUCGGCUUCGAGGUUGCUCUACUAUACUACUACAUCUUGGAUGAUGUGGCAUUGGAGCAUAUCAGCUCUUUCGUGCGGCACGACCCUUAUUCUGUACUCCGGAUCGCCCUUCAAACCGCAUGGCUACCUCUCUCUACCCCAACUCCUCUCCUCUCUACGGGCAACUCAUUUUGGUACCUCCGCCGCAUACCUUACAGCGCUUGAGACCAACUCGGUUUAUCCAAUCCAAUCCCUCGACCUCUCUUCUCUACAAGCCAUCUACUCAACAGCCGCACCCUUACCGCCAUCAACUUUCUCUUUCGUAUAUAAGGCAUUUCCUGCCCACGUCAAUUUAGCAUCCAUUACCGGGGGCACUGACAUCAUUUCUUGCUUCGGUCUCCCGUGCCCGCUGCUUCCAGUCCACGUAGGCGAAAUUCAAUGCGCGGCGCUUGGCAUGGCCAUUGACGUAGUAGACUCUAUUAGCGGUGCCCCGAUGCCCGACGGAAACGGAGAGCUGGUAUGCACAAAGCCGUUUCCCUCUCAACCUCUGACAUUCUGGGGACCGGGUGGUGAUGCCAAGUACCGUGCUAGUUACUUUGAGCGCUUCGAUGGCAUAUGGCAUCAUGGUGACUUUCUACGGAUGAACGCCAAGACAGGCGGUAUUGUCAUGCUAGGGCGUAGCGAUGGCGUCCUCAAGCCUGGCGGUGUAAGAUUCGGUAGCGCCGAGAUCUACAACUUAUUGACAAAAUUCUUCGGGGCUGAGAUAGAGGAUGCGGUGUGUGUUGGUCGGAGGCGAGAGACGGACCGCGACGAAACUGUCUGCUUGUUCGUCGUCAUGGCCGAGGGGAAUAAGUUUACUCCUGACCUACAAGAGAAGAUCAGAGAUAUAAUUCGAAAGGAAUUGAGUCCACGGCAUAUUCCUGCUGUAAUCGAGGAAUGUAGAGCAGGAGUUCCAAAGACACUGAACGGGAAGAAAAUCGAGGUUGCAGUCAAACAAAUUCUUUCCGGAAUAGACAUCAAGACGAAUACCAGUGUAGCGAAUCCCGAAUCUUUGGUUUGGUUCAGAGAAUGGGCGGCGACACAUAAAUGA
Molecule: messenger RNA, 2034 nt
Organism: Daldinia childiae
Lineage: Eukaryota; Fungi; Ascomycota; Sordariomycetes; Xylariales; Hypoxylaceae
Product: Acetoacetyl-CoA synthetase
Exons: 5
Coding region: 1-2034 (677 amino acids)
Biological process (GO): lipid metabolic process
Cellular component (GO): cytosol
Molecular function (GO): acetoacetate-CoA ligase activity
Source: RefSeq, a predicted model, not a curated record